ACUCAGUAAAUACCCAGAAGAAGGAGAAGAAGAAGCGCUGCGUUUUUGCAGAAGAGCCAGGUUAGCCUUCUGACCUGAACGUAAACGCAACAUUUUUGUUACAGGAUUAUUAUAUUUAAAAAAAAAAAUUAUUAUAUCUCGGAAAGUUAAAAAAAGACAGGUAUUCUAUGUGUAUCUGAGAUGGUUAACUACGUUCGGCUUUAACGCCUGCUUUAAGGUAUUCUUUUUCUUUCUUUGUCCCAGGAAUGAGAACGCUCCUGACGGCAGUCUCCUCCUUUUUGUGCUCCUCCAAACAAACCUCAUAGUCACCAUGAUGAAAUUGAAAUCGGAGGAGGUUAAAUACGAGAACGUACCCACGAGAAUCUCCAGCGAUGAGCAGGUUUCACCUGGAGUUCAGCACGUUGACACUACGUGGAGAGAAGCGCAGCCGGGAACGUACCGGUGCACGAAGAGUUUCGACGAUCUGGGAAACGCCGAGACGCACCGUUACGUCCACGCGGGAGAGAAACCGUAUUACUGCUCGGAGUGUGGGAAGCGGUUUAUUGAGCGAAGACAUCUGGAACGCCACCAGCGCAUUCACACGGGAGAGAAGCCGUAUCGCUGCUCGCACUGCGGGAAGAGUUUUACCCGAGAGGACACCCUGCAACAGCACCAGCGCCUUCACACGGGAGAGAAGCCGUAUCGUUGUUCGGACUGCGGGAUGAGUUUUACCCAGCAGAGUACUUUCCAGCUGCACCAGCGUGUUCACUCAGGAGUGAAGCCCUAUGAGUGCUUGGAGUGUGGGAAGAGUUUUCGGCGGCAGGACACGCUCCAGCAACAUCAGCGCAUUCACACCGGCGAGAAGCCGUAUCACUGUUCGGACUGCGGGAAGAGUUUCAGGCAGCAGAGUCAUCUCCAACUACACCAGCGCGUGCAUACGGGAGAGAAGCCUUAUCGGUGCUUAUACUGUGGGAGGAGCUUUAGCGAUAGUCGAAACCUCAAAACGCACCAACACGUUCACACCGGAGAGAAGCCGUAUCACUGCUCGCGCUGUGGACUGAGAUUCGCGUAUUCGAGUGUAUUUAAGACACACAAGUGCAUUACAGCGGAGGCGGCGCACGUGAAUGCGUCAAGUCAAGAAAUCUGAUUAUUACUGUGUUUGGGUUUUGCCUUUCGUUUAGCUCUUGCUUUUGAAAAAAGGUGCAAAGAUUUAUUAUCACACAUCAUUAUUGCUUUGCUCCAAAGUGUUGGACGUAGGGCUGCAACGAUUCGUCUGAAAUCGCCAACUAAUAAUCGGGUAAUUGAAACGCGUGAAUUUCGGGGGGGGACUCAAAGAUAGGAAGAAAGUUUAUAAGCUCUCACGAGGUGGUUUUUCAGACAAUUCGACAAUGCAGUAUUACGAGAAAAUGAAAUGGAAACACAUUUAUCGCAUUUAGGUCACAUGACAAAGUGACAAAAAGAAUCACCCCGUACUCUGCACAGGUAGCCAGUUUAUAAAGAGCGAUGAGGUUGCGCUUCUCGGUCGGAACUGGCUCCUUCGGGAAUAAUACGGCAGGUGACACGAGCGCCUGAUAUUAAGUGGGUCGUCCUAGCUGAGCCAUAUCUCCCUGCAGCUCUCGCCUGGUUUCCCGCUGAAGAUAAGCAGAGUUGAGCCUGACCAGUACCUGGAUGGGCCAGCAGGGGGAGCUCACUAUAUGGUCUGUGUGGGUCCUAAUUCCUGAGUAUAGUGAUGGGGACACUACAGUAAAAACAGCACAGUCUGCGGUAAAGCGAAGUCCUGACUCUCUGUGGUUAUUAAAAAUCCCUGGACACGUAUCGUAAAAGAUUAGGGGUAUAACCCCGGGGUCCUGGCGAAAUCCCCUCAUUGGUCCUUCUCUAUCACGGCUCUCUAAUAAUCCCCAUCUCUGAAUUGGCUACAUCACUCUCUCCUCUACACUAACAGCGGGUGUGCGGUGGGCUCUCUGGCGCACUAUGGCUGCCGUCGCAUCAUCCAGGUGGAUCCUACACCCUAGUGGUGGUUAAGUAGAUUUCCCCCUUAUACUACGUAAAGCACUUUGAGUGUCUAGAAAAGCGCUAUAUAAAUCUAACUAACUAACAUUCUGAAGUUUUGGAUCCUCUGUAAAAUCCUUACGCACUACGAUCUCCCAGAAAUCCUGCCAGGUAGAACGGGCUUGCCUUUCCGUUCGAUCGCGUGCGUUAAAAUGCCUUCCGCCGCCUUCCGUUAAACACUACCACGCCUAUUGCGUUGGAUGCCAUUCAAAUCACCGUCCCAACACUCGUCAGCUCUCGGAGACCCGUCGCCGUGUUUAAUCGUAGCGACUACAGCGAGAGGAGAUUUAAACCCAGAUUUAAUCGCAUAGCAUCAUUUAAUAUAAACGCAGAACAUUUCGCAUUGAUCUUUUGUCGACAUUCUUAAAAUAUCGCUUCUGUUUUGUGCAAAAAAACUGCGACACAAGCAUUAAAACAAAAAUAGCCGAAAGCUCGUGCUCGGUAACUGAAACAUACGAAACCGUAGAUGUUCUAGCCUCAUUUUACAUUCCAUUCAAUACGCUUGACAUGUAUAUGUGCUGGUAAAUUUCAUUUUUUAAAAUUUUUUUAACCCGUUUAAUUUUGUCUCGUUCCGUAAUUAAUUCCGUAAUUCCAGUGGAUUAUUCCCUGUUACAAGAACAGUCAUCGCUUGAUUAACCAGAGAGGAGAAAGUCAAGUAACAAGAUAUUGAGUUGUUCCUCACUCUAUAUGAUUUAUAUUUGAAUUAUAUUAUUGCAAAAAAACAGCUAAUAAAAAUGCCAACUGGUUAUUUAUUACAGCA
Molecule: messenger RNA, 2788 nt
Organism: Ictalurus punctatus (channel catfish)
Lineage: Eukaryota; Metazoa; Chordata; Actinopteri; Siluriformes; Ictaluridae
Product: zinc finger protein 239
Exons: 2
Coding region: 311-1126 (271 amino acids)
Biological process (GO): central nervous system development; regulation of transcription by RNA polymerase II
Cellular component (GO): nucleus
Molecular function (GO): DNA-binding transcription factor activity, RNA polymerase II-specific; RNA polymerase II cis-regulatory region sequence-specific DNA binding
Source: RefSeq, a predicted model, not a curated record